AUGACAAGUAAUUAUGAAACAAAACGAGAACUUGGUCAUUGGAAGCCCGAACAUGUACCUAAAUACCAUGAAUGGAUGCAAUCACCGUUUCUUCGGGAAAUGACAGCAUCAGAACCAUUAACGCUUGAACAAGAAUACGAGAUGCAAAGGUCUUGGCAUGUCGACGAAAACAUUUUGGCAAAGCCAGAGGUAUCACAUGAAUUAACAAAUCAAGAAAUAAAAUCUGCAAAAAUGAUUGGUGAUGUGAAUUUAUUCUUUAAUGAUAGUGAUAAUCCGAGUAUUGCCGAAAUUGAAAUCAUGAUAGCAGAACAAUCAUAUCGCCGAUCAGGUUUAGCAAAGAAUGCUUUGUUGCUAAUGUUUCAUUAUGCGAUAAAUAAAUUAAAUGUAACAAAAUUUAUAGCCAAGAUUUCUACAAACAAUCAACCAUCAAUACAAUUAUUUACAAGAAAAUUUGAUUUUGUGGAAAUGAGCUUUUCCAAUAUUUUUAAUGAACAUUCUUUGGAAUUGGUCGCUAAUGAAGAAAUCAAGAAAAAGGUUGAUGAUAGUAUGAGAGGCAAAUUUGUUACGAGAUCUUAUGAUUGA
This is a messenger RNA of Funneliformis geosporum, 582 nucleotides long. NCBI's taxonomy places the organism in Eukaryota, Fungi, Glomeromycota, Glomeromycetes, Glomerales, Glomeraceae. The record is from the annotation of a GenBank genome assembly.